UUGAAAUUGUCGCUGGCGUCGGCACCGCCCCUCUCGCCGACCCAUCGCCCACCAUUGUACCUUCUUUCCGGGAUAACACUGACGAGGAAAGGAUGGCGCAGAAUAAUUAUUUCGGCUUUACUCACGGUGGCACACAAUAUGGAGCCACUAGUGCAGCUGCUUAUCAAACGGGUCAAGCUGGUUAUGCUGUAACACCAACAGCUACUGCUGCUACUUACACCCAGAGACCAGCAGCAGCUGCCCCACCUGGAUACGAGACGUAUCAAGCUGCUGCAGCAGCUGCCACUGGGACGACUUAUGCUGGUUUUUUUUCCCCCGUAGCUGCUAAUCCAGGUACAGUAGCACAAACCUACGAUUACGGUUACGGUCGUGCUGCACCAGCAGCAACAUACGACGCAACAAAGACGUAUUAUCCUCAGGCAGCAGCUGCAGCAGCAACCUACACCACCACUGAGACACAUUAUCAAGCAGCAAAGCCAGCGUACAGUACGACAAACGCAUACACAGGUACAGCUAGACAAGCAACGACAACUGGACAAGCGAAGACUUAUCAAGCGUCUAGUACAGCUUAUCAGCAGUCAAAUCCCACCCAGAGUGCGACGUAUUCGUCGGGGUAUACAGCACCUGCUGCACCUCCAGCUGCACCACCAGCAGCUGCCAAUAAACCAACGAGUACGACGUAUUCCGGGUACGACGCAGCGCUUUAUAGCGCUGCGACAAUGUACGUUGCACAGCAAAGUGCAAACAGCAAUUCGACUAACCAGAAGACUGGAGGUUGGCAGGGCUACGGACGAAAGGGCUUUCCACCUGGUGGUGGUGGUGGCGGCGGUGGCGGUGGUGGUGGUGGGGGCGGUGGGGGUAUGAAGAGUAUGAGAGCUAAACAGCCACCGAAACCCCAGCAAUUGCACUACUGCGAUGUCUGUAAGAUCAGCUGCGCUGGACCCCAGACAUACCGUGAACACCUCGAGGGUCAGAAGCACAAGAAGAAGGAGGCGUCCUUGAAGGUACCCCAGCAACCACCAGCACGUGGUGCUGGCAACUCGUUGAGGUGUGAACUCUGCGACGUAACGUGCACUGGAAAUGACGCGUAUGCGGCGCAUAUUCGGGGAGCUAAGCACCAGAAAGUGGUGAAACUUCAUACGAAGCUGGGAAAACCCAUUCCCAGUGCUGAUCCAACUGUGUUGAAUCCUAAACCAGCAGCGGGGGGUAAAGCUGCCGGGGGUGCGAAGAAGAUGGUGACGGCGACGCCGAAGAUUAAUUUUGUUGCUUCCGGCAACCUGGGCUCAGUAUCCGUAACCCAGUCCCAACAACCGGACCCAAAACCCGACGACCCCACCCCAGAGGAAGUCCCCGAAGACCCCCCCACCGAUGAAAAAGACAUUCAGCCAGUUGGACAGGAGUACAUCGAGGAAAAUAAAUCCGAAGACGGUAAAAUAAUAAGUUUCAACUGUAAACUCUGCGAAUGUCGAUUCAACGAUCCCAACGCCAAGGACAUGCACAUGAAGGGCCGACGUCAUCGUUUUGCCUACAAGAAAAAAGUCAAUCCUGAUCUCGUUGUCGACAUGAAACCGAGUUUGAAACAAAGAAAAAUGCAGGAGGAGAAGCAGAGGAGGCAGCAAGCGAGGGAUGAAUUUUCACGUAGACGUGAUGAUAUGGGCCCUAUGGGCCCUAUGGGACCCCUAGUCGAUGAAGAAAUGAUGUACUGGGAGGAGAGACGAAGGUACGAGGAGGAGUGUGAAUAUUACGAGUGGUACAGACGUUACGGUAGAGGACCAGGUGCACCACCCCUUCCCCGUCCCUUUCCCGGCCCACCGCCGAUGAUGAUGUUUCCGGGGCCUCAACGACGUCCUGAUUCGUCGGAUGAUAAACACGUUGCCUCCCACCAUUCGACGAUUUAUCCGAAGGAGGAGGAGCUCCAGGCGGUUCAGAAAAUCGUCUCACACACUGAAAAGGCCCUUAAAUUUGUGUCUGAUGCCCUUGCAGAUGGAACUAAAAAAUUGGGGCCUGUUGGUAACUCAUCCGGGUCAUCAGGACCACCAGCUGGGGGUGGAACUACCCCUGAAAUCGUCAAGGACGAGACGGGGGAGAAAAAAAAAGCGGUAACUCCACCCCAAAAAGAAGACGGAAGUGAUGGAAAUUUAUUCUCAUUUCAUAAAGAAAAAGAAGACACGAGAAUUCUCAGGGGUGUAAUGAGGGUUGGUAAUCUUGCAAAAGGAUUACUACUGUCUGGUGAUAAUCAUGUUUGUCUCGUUGUUCUUUGCCUGGAAAAACCAACGAAAAAUUUAUUGAAUAAAGUCGCUGAAAUUUUACCAGGACAAUUGAAAAUUGUCGCACCUGAUGAUAAUUAUAAUGUUGGAAAACAUCCGGAGUCUGCUGCGAUAACAGUAUCAGGGGGUAGUGUUACUGUCAGUGUCACACUUACCAGCCCUUUAAUGAGAGAAACCCCAAAAUCACCUGGUGCAGAUAAUGCUGGACAGCAGCAACAGGGAGCUGCUCAACCGCAACCAACAGCCGCGAUCACCGCAGUCACCAAACCAGAUCCACCAGAUGUACUACCCAAGGCUAAGUGUUUGGAGGCUUUAGCUGCACUCAGGCAUGCCAAGUGGUUUCAGGCUAGGGCGACGUCACUCCAGAGCUGUGUUAUGGUUAUCAGGAUCAUGAGAGAUCUAUGUAAUCGUGUACCCACGUGGGCACCACUCAACGCCUGGGCACUGGAACUGCUGACGGAGAAGGUCAUCAGCACUGCUGGGUGUCCCCUGUCCCUGGGGGAGGCGCUGAGGCGACUCCUGGAGUGCGUUGCUGGAGGAAUUCUGCUGCCAGGUGGUCCAGGACUGGCCGAUCCCUGUGAAAAAGAACCUGUCGACGCCAUUGGGGGAAUGACAUCUCAACAACGUGAAGAUAUCACCGCAUCAGCUCAACACGCCCUACGUCUCGUUGCAUUCCGACAGAUUCACAAAGUACUGGGGAUGGAGCAGCUUCCACCCCCGAAGCACAAAGCACGUUUCACACGUAAACGAAGACGUGAUAAUAGUAAUGGUGAGGGUACUGACAGUGAGGCAUCAAAAAAAGAUAAAAAAGCUGAGGAGGUUAAGGGAGAAAUCAAGAUGGAGACAGACUCCAAGUAAUUAAUGUAAAGAUAAUAUUAAUUAAUAUUUGUAGACGUGUAACGAGCAUUCAUUAUUCAUUAUCACACACUGAUUAUCACCAAAUCAUUAUUUAUAUUAUCGAGGGGUAAUUUGUGAGUUGGUGGAGGUUAUGGUGGGGACUGGAGUGAAAAAAUACGUUUGAGUCGACGUUUUCAUCUGGGAAAUUUUGUGAAUUUCUGUCUCCUGGGGGUGGGGGGAGGGUAAUUACUGGGGAAUUUGUGUCUCCAGGGGUUGGGGGAGGGUAAUUACUGGUGAUAAAACGUCAACGACGUUGUCCUGACGUUUAUUUCAUCUCGACACGAACGAUAAUCGAUUGAUUGUGACGAUUUUUUCUGAUUUUUGUCGUUUAAUUUCACGAAAUGACGUUCGAAAUUCACUUUUUGGGGGAUGAUAUCGUCGGGAGGUCGACGUCGAGGGUAGUCACUCGUGAAAUACUCGUCUGGGGGGUGGGGAGGUGCCUGGGGGAGACGUAGAACUCGUCCUGACGAUGUGACAAUUAUAUUUCAUUUUUUUUUUAUUCCCUGGGGAUAAUUUUUGAGGUUAUGUCGAGGGUGUGUCACAGGGGGUGGGUAAGGAGUCGAUUCCGGGGGAUGAAUCGAUGUAAUUUUUACGAGUUAGGGUGGUAGGGUGUAGUUUGUAUCGGGAGGAUCGAUGUGUAUGUGUGUGUUUAGUUGUAUUGGAUGUGGAGUGAUAAAAAAAACUGAAUUUAUUGUCACAUUUAUUUGAUUUAUUUUUUUUGUGUUUAAUGUUCACCACUCCCUCCACGACGAUAUAAUUACUGCAAAUUAAUUAAUGUUCAGGUUCAUUGAUUAUUAUUAUGAUUUUUCGAUAGAUGAUUUUGCAGGCGAUUGAAUUUGACAUUUGUAGAACUGCUGAUGUACUUGAAAUUUAUCGAAAUUAUCAAUAAACAGAAUCUUAACUGAA
Molecule: messenger RNA, 4070 nt
Organism: Diachasmimorpha longicaudata
Lineage: Eukaryota; Metazoa; Arthropoda; Insecta; Hymenoptera; Braconidae
Gene: Zn72D
Product: Zinc-finger protein at 72D
Exons: 10
Coding region: 93-3125 (1010 amino acids)
Cellular component (GO): precatalytic spliceosome
Molecular function (GO): zinc ion binding; single-stranded RNA binding; double-stranded RNA binding
Source: RefSeq, a predicted model, not a curated record